AUGAAUGGAGUGACGGGUGAAGUUGAUGGUAACACCAGUUUGAAUAAUUUGCUGUUAUGUAAUACUCUACUAGAGCUAGACGACAUGUCCAUGACCGUUUUAGGUGAUGCCUUAAAGGCUGACGAUUUAGCCGAAGUGGUCAUGAUUCGACCUGAAGAACAACUCAACUCAUCGUGGGUGGUUGACAAAGCGGUCCUGGAAGACACCACGAAAGCGUUCAAUGCGCGUAGUGGAUCUGAGAUUUUAAAGAUCAUUCAGAUCCAUUCCACUCACCGUUGGCUGAGUUUGGUGACGUCGUGUCAAAGACGUCACCCAUGGGGCUACCUCCAGAUCGAGGGGUCCGCCAUGAGACUGACUUGGUUCAGGAACGAAAUACUGCGUAACUCAGCAGUGGUCUCUUCCAAAAGAGCAUUAACGCUUUCUUCUGUGCCAAAUACGAGGCUGGGCUGGUGCAUGAGAGCAAUGUCAGAAAGCCAAAUGGAGAUCGGAAGAGCAUUUAACAAGCUGAAUGCAGCUAGGAUCCCGGCUCAGACACCGAUCCCUCGCAAUGAUGUUCUAUAG
Phytophthora megakarya is the source of this 561-nucleotide messenger RNA. Lineage: Eukaryota; Oomycota; Peronosporomycetes; Peronosporales; Peronosporaceae. The record is from the annotation of a GenBank genome assembly.